Molecule: messenger RNA, 1632 nt
Organism: Aureococcus anophagefferens
Lineage: Eukaryota; Pelagophyceae; Pelagomonadales; Pelagomonadaceae
Gene: PYK3
Exons: 1
Coding region: 1-1632 (543 amino acids)
Biological process (GO): glycolytic process
Cellular component (GO): cytosol; cytoplasm
Molecular function (GO): magnesium ion binding; pyruvate kinase activity; potassium ion binding
Source: RefSeq, a predicted model, not a curated record
AUGAACACGGGGCCGUCGUGGCUCACGACGGCGCCGACGGCUCAGGAAUCGGUCACGGCGACGGACUUCCUGCACUCGCUGCCCGCGGCGGGCGACAUCUCCGACGCGCGCUUCCGCAAGGGCGUCAAGCAGGUGUCGACGCUGGGCCCGGCGUCCGCGUCGCCGGAGAUGAUCGAGAAGCUCUUCCUCGCGGGCACGGACGUGUUCCGCAUGAACCUGAGCCACGGCGCCGAGGACAAGCUCGAGGCGUCCCGCAUCGUGCGCUCCAUCGAGGCCAAGUACGACCACCCCAUCGGCAUCCUCGCGGACCUGCAGGGCCCGAAGCACCGCGUGGGCAUGUUCCCCGAGUCCGCGCCCAAGGUCUUUCUCGAGCGCGGCGACAAGUACCGCUUCGACCUCGACGUCGACGCGCCCGGCGACGGCCGCCGCGUGAGCCUGCCGCACCCGGAGGUGCUCGAGGCGCUGAACGUCGGCGACGCCAUCCUCCUCGACGACGGCAAGCUCCGCGUCGAGGUCGAGGCCAAGGGCCCGGGCUUCGUCGACACCGUCGUGCAGAACGACGCGUGGCUCAGCAGCCGCAAGGGCUUCAACCUCCCGGACACGGUCGUCCCCUGCAGUGCGAUGACGCCCAAGGACAUCGAGGACCUGGAGUUCCUCAUGGAGGGCUUCCAGGGCGUCACCGUCGACUGGAUCGCGCUGAGCUUCGUGCAAAGACCGGAGGACAUGCUCGAGCUCAAGCGCCGCAUCAAUGGACGCUCCAACGCCAAGCUUCUCGCGAAGCUCGAGAAGCCCCAGGCCGUGGAGCCGGCCAUGCUCCGCGCCCUCGUCGACGUCUGCGACGGCAUCAUGGUCGCGCGCGGCGAUUUGGGCGUCGAGUGCGCGCCCGAGGACGUGCCCAUCGUGCAGAAGGAGAUCAUCGAGGAGUGCCGCCGCCAGGGCAAGCCCGUCAUCGUCGCGACGCAGAUGCUCGAGUCCAUGAUCGACUCGCCCGCGCCGACGCGGGCCGAGUGUUCGGACGUCGCGACGGCGAUCUUCGACGGCUGCGACGCGAUCAUGCUCUCCGGCGAGUCCGCGGCGGGCAAGUACCCCGAGGAGUCCGUCGCCAUGCAGCGGCGCCUCGUCGAGCGCGUCGAGACGGCGCCGCGCCACAAGGCGCUCGUGAAGGAGCACGCGAUCGGCGGCUUCCGGCCGGAGCUCGACGACGACUCGGACCUCGACGCGCUCGCGCUCGCGGCGUCGAGCCUCGCGUCGUCCCUCGACGCCAAGGCCCUCCUCGUCUUCACGACGACGGGGUCCGCCGCGCAGCGCAUGGCCCGCCUCAAGCCGGGCGUGCCCAUCCUCGCCGUGACGCCGUCGCCGGACGUCGCGCGCGCGUUGACGCUCUCCGCCUACGUCUACCCGGCGCUCCUCGACCCGGCCGUCGUCGCCACGGAGCGGUCGUCGACCUUCUACAAGAUGCUCGAGGCGGGGUUGGCGUUGGCGCACAAGAAGCACCUCGUCAACGACCCCCGGGACCGCAUCGUCGCCACCGCGGGGCUCCCCUUCAACACGCCGGGCUGCGCGAACGCGAUCCGCGUCAUCGAGGCCGGCGGCCUCGACUGCUGGGGCGGCCAGUGCUUCUACGACUCGUGA